ACAGAAGGCCUAUAGCAGAGAAGGAGGAAAACACAUGAACAGAGAGCCAGAGAGAGAAAAACAUCCCACAGACAGCUUGUCAAAAACUAAAAAGGACAGGGGAAGGAAUCUCGGACUCCACAAGCAGGAUAAGAGAUAAAGGAAAAAAUGGGCCUGAUCAUUUUAAAAAGAAAACCAAGUCCAUUCUUUCUUUAACAGGAUCAUAAGGAUAACCCUUUCCGAAAGUUAUUUUUUGUUUACCUGCUUGGAGUGACACAGCUUAACUGCUGCGCUGGACCUGCUGAGGAAAACACAGAGCCGGAGGAAGGGCACCAGGAGGAGACGGGCGGCCGCCAGGUCGAGCAGGAAGCUUGAGCACAGGCUCCGCGGUGUGAUGAGGACGGCCAGGCGGGCGAGCAAUGUGGAGGUGCCCUCCUUCCUCCGCCAGCUGGUCAAAGAGACCGAGAAGAUGGUGACCUUUUUCUUCAAAGGGGGGUCCAGGGAAGCGGGCUCUGGGGAGGAGGACAGUUUGGAUGAGGAUGACUUGAUGCCGAGCCCGUACCUGGACCAUCCCAUGUUGGAAAAGCACGUGUCUGAGGGAGAGUCUCAGUCGGGGGUGAGCUACGCCCUUGCGAGCAUGCAGGGCUGGAGGGCUCAGAUGGAGGAUGCCCACACCUGCAUGCCCCGGCUAAGAGGAGACCUGACAGAGUGGGGAUACUUUGCUGUUUUUGACGGACAUGCAGGCACCACAGUGGCACAGUACUGCUCAAGAAACCUCCUGGAUCACAUCCUGUCAACAGGUGGGGUUAAAGCAAGCGAGGACCCUGAGCAGGUGAAGGAGGGGAUCCGUGAGGGCUUCCUGGACAUCGAUCGCCACAUGCACAAACUGGCUCGCCAGGACAACUGGGACCGAAGUGGCACAACCGCGGCGGCCGUCAUGAUUUCACCACGUCACAUUUACUUCAUCAAUUGCGGGGACUCCCGCACUCUGCUCUGCCACAGCGGCCAGGUGGUCUUCUACACAGAGGACCACAAGCCGUUCAAUCCCAGAGAAAAGGAGCGCAUCCAGAACGCUGGAGGCUCGGUGACCCUGCAGAGAGUCAACGGCUCGCUGGCCGUCUCCAGGGCACUGGGGGACUUUGACUUCAAGGAGGUGGAGUGGAGGCCACAGACUGAGCAGCUGGUGUCGCCAGAGCCAGAGGUGUACGAGCUGGAGAGGACGCCAGAAGACGAGUUCCUAAUUCUAGCAUGUGACGGUGUGUGGGACGCCAUCGGAAAUGAGGAACUGUGUGCCUUUGUGCGCAGCCGUCUGCAGGUGUGCGAUGACAUGAGGGAGAUUUGUACCCAAGUCAUUGACCUCUGCCUCUAUAAGGGCAGCUUGGACAACAUCAGCAUCAUCCUCGUCUGCUUCCCCGGCGCCCCCAAGGUGUCACAGGAGGCACUGAAGCAGGAGGCUGCGCUGGAGCAACACAUUGACAUGAAAGUGGAAGAAAUUAUCCAGAUGAUGAGGUCCAAAGAUGAGGACCCCGACCUUCUCUAUGUCAUCAAAUUCCUGGCCGCAGAAGAGAUGCCAGGACUUCCACCAGGAGGAGGCAUCACCAGCAAGCGAGACUGCAUCAUCUCUGCAUAUCAGAAACACAUUACUACUCUUAGAACUCAGGAGCCAAUGGACAUUGAGGCAUCGGAGGAGGACUCAAAUUGAAGCCGUUACUAUGGAAACAGACUGACCAUCAGCUUCACCAUCUCCACGGAGACCAGUUUAGACGCCGUUUACAUGUGCGUUUUAGAUGAGCACUGAACCAAUGAAAAAUUCUUCAUGUAAUAUAUUCUCUUUGAGUAUUUGCUUCGUGGGGAAUUAAAGUGAAAUGUGAAUGAAAAAACCCGCUGUGUUGUAGUAUUUAAUACUUUUUAAUCAUACAGAAAGACACUGAUGGAUAUUUAGUAAAUACUAGAAGCUUCUGAAUGAUGCAGCUCAUUUACAUUACUGUGUGGUACUGUAUACAAAUUGUACACAUGGAAAACAAACUCACACUCAUUAUCC
Messenger RNA from Scophthalmus maximus (turbot), 2020 nucleotides. It is a transcript of the gene ppm1na, whose product is annotated as protein phosphatase, Mg2+/Mn2+ dependent, 1Na (putative). NCBI's taxonomy places the organism in Eukaryota, Metazoa, Chordata, Actinopteri, Pleuronectiformes, Scophthalmidae. Gene Ontology annotation, cellular component: cytosol; nucleus. The transcript has 6 exons. The record is from RefSeq and is a predicted model, not a curated record. Gene Ontology annotation, molecular function: magnesium ion binding; protein serine/threonine phosphatase activity; manganese ion binding. The coding region runs from base 374 to 1681 and encodes 435 amino acids. Gene Ontology annotation, biological process: positive regulation of canonical NF-kappaB signal transduction; protein dephosphorylation; positive regulation of canonical Wnt signaling pathway.